Molecule: messenger RNA, 861 nt
Organism: Nelumbo nucifera (sacred lotus)
Lineage: Eukaryota; Viridiplantae; Streptophyta; Magnoliopsida; Proteales; Nelumbonaceae
Product: mitochondrial pyruvate carrier 1
Biological process (GO): pyruvate import into mitochondria
Cellular component (GO): mitochondrial inner membrane
Source: RefSeq, a predicted model, not a curated record
GCAACUGCAUCAGUAUCAAACAAAGUAAUUUUUACACGAUUAAUCCAGAAUCCGCACAUGAUUUUCAACUCACCCACCUAAUGACAAGCCCCAUGAUCAAAUUCAAGCACCAUCAGACGGCUGAGAACUCUUGCGCAAAUUACCAUCUUUAUGCAAGUGCUCAACAUUGCUCUUGUUAAUAAUCAUUCGGAAAAGGUCAAGUCAUACGCAGACAACGACGGAAGGGAAGGGAACCUCGAUCAGUUCCUCCUCCUUUCUGCGAAACCAAUUCCUCUUCCGUUCUCUUUCUCUCUGUCUCCGUCUCCCUAGUUUCAACCAUUACAGGUGUCUGGACGGCAUUAGUUUUAAAUGUCGGCCUUCCGAGCUUUCUUGAACAGUCCUGUGGGUCCCAAAACAACUCAUUUUUGGGGUCCUGUUGCAAAUUGGGGCUUCGUUGUUGCUGGCUUGGUGGACAUGCAGAAGCCUCCUGAAAUGAUAUCCGGAAAUAUGACUGCAGCAAUGUGUAUUUAUUCGGGGUUGUUCAUGAGGUUUGCAUGGAUGGUACAGCCACGCAAUUAUCUGCUUCUAGCAUGCCAUGCCUCAAAUGAGACAGUGCAGCUUUAUCAACUCUCACGUUGGGCUAGGGCUCAGGGGUAUUUGGAGCAUAAGAAAGAGGAAGCUGAAAAAGAGUAACUUGUAGAUAGUACUUUGUUAUCCUCUUCAAGAUGCUGGAUUUUUACUCUCUUUUUGUCAGAUGAUAUUGUUUAUGUUCUGCUGCAUAACCAUCAUAAAUUCCAUUUGCACCAAAUGUAGUGCCUAGAUCUUGUUUUCCCCCACCACUGACUAGAACCAUUUUUCUAAUUAAUCUUGUCUUUUUUGUCA